Molecule: messenger RNA, 3139 nt
Organism: Frieseomelitta varia
Lineage: Eukaryota; Metazoa; Arthropoda; Insecta; Hymenoptera; Apidae
Gene: Ttd14
Product: TRPL translocation defect protein 14
Exons: 10
Coding region: 279-1823 (514 amino acids)
Biological process (GO): photoreceptor cell maintenance
Molecular function (GO): GTP binding; phosphatidylinositol binding; phosphatidic acid binding
Source: RefSeq, a predicted model, not a curated record
AAACCCGCGGAUCGCUUCAUUUUGAGGCAGACGUCUGCUCUGUAUCCUUCGAGUGGCAGUUCAUUUUCUUUCUGCAACGAGAUAUUAUCACUUUAUUUCUAUGUCUCCGAUGUAUCUAACUCGGCAACAUAUCGAAAUGUACGGUGAAGUGUUCAUGUAGUAUUCGUUACAACCAGACACCAUUCACGUGCAGAAGACCUGUCUCCAUCGACAUUGACUUGAAACACCUCGUGGACUUCAUCAGCGAAAAAAAAGGUUCUAAAAACAUUCAUUAGAACAUGGAGCAGAAACGCCUGUACAAAGUGGUACUCACUGGAGGACCUUGCGGCGGCAAAACGACCGGACAAACACGACUGUGCACAUUCUUCGAGAAUAUGGGCUGGAAGGUGUUCCGUGUUCCCGAGACAGCGACCGUGCUGCUCAGCGGCGGCAUAAAGUUUUCAGACCUGAACGCUGAAGAGGCAAAGGGAUCCGGGUCGCGUCCUUCGAUUACGAAGUCCUCGCAGCGACAUUACAGGAACAGGUCGGACAAAGGCGAAGCAAGGUGGCCGGAGAUAUUGGAGGUUGACUCCGGCGAGGGAUUCAAAUUUCAAGAGAACCUCCUGCGCACGAUGAUACAAAUAGAGAACACAUUCUUCCAGCUGGGUGAGAGCUGUUCGAGAAAUUGUCUCAUCAUCUGUGAUCGCGGUGCCAUGGAUGCCUCUGCAUUUAUAUCGAAGGACAAGUGGGAGUUGAUGAUGGCCUCGAACGGAUGGAACAACGUCGAACUUCGAGACAACAGAUACAAUCAGAUCAUCCACAUGGUUUCGGCGGCAAACGGCGCCGAGGAGUUCUACUCGACGGAAGAACACGCGUGUCGGUCGGAAGGCGUUGAGUUGGCCAGAGAACUCGAUUACAAAGCGGCCGCAGCCUGGGUUGGGCAUCCUUACUUCGACGUAAUAGACAAUUCGCAAGACUUUGAGUCGAAAAUCUGUCGCAUGAUCGAGUGCGUGUGUCAGAAACUGGGCAUCGAUAUCGGGGACAGAUUGAGGGCGAGUAGCAGAAAGGUCAAGUUCCUCGUCAAAUGUCCACUGCCGGCGGACUCCGAGUUCCCGCCGUUCCAGGACUUUGACGUCGUCCAUAACUACCUCCAAAGUAACAAUCCGAAGAUGCAAGCUCGUCUUCGUAAACGUGGCCAAAAAGGUCACUGGUCUUACAUUCAUACGAUUCGACGUCCGAAAAUGUGCGGCCAGGUGAUCGAAGUUAAAACGCAAUUGACUCAUCGAGAUUACCUGAACAUGCUCGCUCAACGCGACGACUCGCAUUUUACCAUCUUCAAGCGUCGACGUUGCUUCCUAAUCAACAAUCAGUAUUUCCAAUUAGAUAUAUACAGAGAACCAGCUCAUCCAAGGUGCCGGGGAUUGAUGCUGCUUGAAACGUACACAGCAUUAUCAGGGGACGAGCUUAAAAACAUAUUACCACAGUUCCUGACAAUCGAAAAAGAAGUCACUGGAAAUCCAGAUUACAGCAUGUUCAAUCUCAGUCUAAGAGAAGAGUGGAACAAUACUAACAAAUACUGCCAUAAUUUACAUGAUUACGCUCUUGCAGGCUUGACGGAAAGUGGCUCGACAGGAACUAAAAGUACUUACACUUUGGAAGCAAAAGACGCAUCAGUUAAAAAAAUAGUAAACGGGAUUGAUUGUUAUAGAGUCAAUGGUGUAGGUAAAAUCAUAAAUGGCGUACAAAAUGGUGUCCACGGUGUUACGAAUGGUAACGUGAAAUUUGUCGAACAAAAUAGUAUAAAAAGCAAUAGUCAAGAACGUGGUAGUCCUACGAAACACUGAACGAUAAUUUUUAAAACAAAAAGUACGAAAGAAUAUCGAACGAGUUUCGAAAUGAUGUGAAAACACGACGGUAAAUUAGGCAAUGAUAAGGGACAAAUUAUCUAAGUAAUUCUAAAAAGAAACAAAAUAUUUUAUUGGCACUGACAAUUAACUUGAUCUAAAAUUUCUUAGGCAAUACGAAAAUGAUAAAUUUACAAACUAUGAUACCUAUUUUUUAAUUCUUGCGUGCACACUUUGGAGGUACCUACGCGAAAUGUACUUAAUAAUUCGACUGUAACUUAUUUCUUACCGAUCUGUUUAACAAGCGAUGUCGAAUAAUAUACAAGUUUAACAAGCAUCUGUUUAACAAGCAUUUUUACAUCCAAAUCACUUCAUUUCACUUUUCAUCUGUUUUUCUCGUUGUAUAUUUUACCUAGAGUACCGUAGCAAUUCUUUAUUUAAGAAAAUUACUAUAAAUGAUUGUGAUACAAAAUAUUACAUAACACAUAGCAUACAAAACACGCAUUGAGCUAUGUAAUUAUUCAAGAACAAACGAUGUCUGUAUGAAGUAUAUUUUCCUUUAGAAAUGUUUAAUGUUAUCUUGAUAGAAAAUAUGCUGCACUAAUGUGGACAAUUUUAAAUUUAUAAAUUGUACUGUAGAUGAAAAACUUUGGUCCCUACUAUAGAUAUAAAUUUUGUAAGUAAUCAUUAGUGACCUCUUAUCAAAUGCUGAGAUAAAUCUAAUAUUUUAUUUAUCUUUAAAUGAAUAUAUCGUCGAGUAAUUAUGAAAAGUAUGGUUGAACGACUGUUCUACAGUAUUGUCAGAAUUGUGUAUUAUAGUCGUGACAAGAUAAUUGUCGACUAGUACUUAACAGGUAUAUCCAUAAAAAUUUAAUCUAUAAAAAGUUUGAAGUACUAUAAUUUAUUGGAGAUACUGUUGGGUUAAAUAAAAAUAUCGAUUUCUGAGUUGUAGUGUCCCUUAUGUAAAGAAUGUUAAUUUUAUUAUUUAAUUUACCAAUAAAAAUUGCUUCAUCAUUGAACAUAACUUAAUGAACGUAAACUGUGAUGGUUAUAUAUAUGCAUAUAUAUAUAUAUAUGUAUAUAUAUAUAUAUGCUUAUUUUACAUAAAAACUAUCAUAUUUAUCAUAAAUUUUACCAUUAUUUAGAGACAAAGUGCCUGUGAGAUGUUCGGUCGCAGAAGUGAAAAGAAUGAUAUAUAAAUAUAUAUUUUCAAUGAAAGAUGCAAUAAUCAGUUAUCAAUGCACUUAUACCAUAUAUAAUUGAUCUGAAUUCAUAUUGUAUCCAUGAUUAUCUAAUAAAAUGUCAUGUGCCUAUCA